Nerophis ophidion (straightnose pipefish) is the source of this 2140-nucleotide messenger RNA. It is a transcript of the gene gabra2a, whose product is annotated as gamma-aminobutyric acid type A receptor subunit alpha2a. The transcript is spliced from 9 exons. Lineage: Eukaryota; Metazoa; Chordata; Actinopteri; Syngnathiformes; Syngnathidae. The coding region runs from base 168 to 1550 and encodes 460 amino acids. Gene Ontology annotation, molecular function: GABA-gated chloride ion channel activity; GABA-A receptor activity; inhibitory extracellular ligand-gated monoatomic ion channel activity. Gene Ontology annotation, cellular component: synapse; dendrite membrane; postsynapse. The record is from RefSeq and is a predicted model, not a curated record. Gene Ontology annotation, biological process: monoatomic ion transmembrane transport; signal transduction; regulation of postsynaptic membrane potential.
CCCUCUGCUCACUUUCCACGCGGACGUUCGUCACGCGGCUUGUUUGAGGUCUUUCUCUCGCGGCAGAUCGGCGCGGACACCUGUCGCCUUCACGGCAGGGAAAACCCGCCAAAUUUACGCGCGAACGCCGCCGCAACCCGCGGGUUCGACGUCAGCGGGCUCCUUUGAUGUUCUUGAAGACGUCUCGGAGGACCCGGAUCAUGUCACGACCACGCAGCUCGCGUCUCGCCUCCCUGCUGCUUUACGUGAUCGCCAUGCACGCCAGGUCCAAAGCCGAUUCCAAUGCCACACGCAAAGACAUCACAACGUUCACUAAGAUCCUGGACAGUCUCCUGGACGGCUAUGAUAACAGGUUGAGACCGGGCUUGGGAGAUCGCGAGACAGAAGUCAAGACUGAUAUCUAUGUGACGAGUUUUGGCCCAGUGUCGGACACAGACAUGGAAUACACCGUGGAUGUUUUUUUCCGCCAGAGUUGGAAGGAUGAAAGAUUGAAGUUCCAUGGCCCUAUGAACAUUCUGCCUCUCAACAACUUGAUGGCCAGUAAGAUCUGGACCCCCGACACCUUCUUUCACAAUGGGAAGAAGUCGGUGGCCCACAAUAUGACAAUGCCCAACAAACUGCUGAGGAUCAUGGAGGACGGAACGCUGCUCUACACUAUGAGACUGACCGUCCAGGCGGAAUGUCCCAUGCACCUGGAAGACUUCCCCAUGGACUCGCACUCUUGUCCUCUCAAGUUUGGCAGCUAUGCCUACACAAAGACUGAAGUUACCUACAUCUGGACACGGAACGCCUCCCAGUCUGUGGUGGUGGCAGCUGAUGGAUCCCGACUCAACCAGUACGACUUGGAGGGCCAAACAGUGGGGAAGGAGACCAUUAAAUCCAGCACUGGUGAAUACACGGUCAUGACUGCCCACUUCCACUUGAAGAGGAAAAUCGGCUACUUUGUGAUCCAGACAUACUUGCCAUGUAUCAUGACGGUCAUCCUUUCCCAAGUCUCUUUUUGGCUGAACCGAGAGUCUGUUCCUGCCAGAACUGUAUUUGGCGUAACAACGGUGCUGACAAUGACAACUCUUAGUAUCAGUGCCCGCAACUCCCUGCCCAAGGUGGCCUAUGCAACAGCCAUGGACUGGUUCAUUGCUGUGUGCUACGCAUUUGUCUUCUCGGCCCUCAUUGAAUUUGCCACGGUCAACUACUUCACCAAGCGGGGCUGGGCCUGGGAUGGGAAGAGCGUGGUCAAUGACAAGAAAAAAGAAUCCUCUGUGGUGAAGAAGAACAACGCCUACGCCGUGGCCGUGGCCAACUAUGCCCCCAACAUCACCAAGGACUCCACGCUGCCGACAAUCUCCAAGUGUGCCGCCGGCGAUCCCAACAAGGCUUCCUCGUCGGAGAAGAGACCCGAGCACAACAAGAAAACCUUCAAUAGCGUCAGCAAGAUCGACCGAAUCUCCCGCAUCAUGUUCCCGGUGCUGUUUGGGAGCUUCAACCUGGUCUACUGGGCCACCUACUUGAACAGAGAUCUGGUCAUUAAAGACGGGGAGCAUGUCAAAUGAUCCUCGGGGACUCCUUCCCAAAAGAUGAUCAGGAUUUUCUACUUACUUUUACAAUCCAACAGCUGCUCAAACACAUGGGUCAGCAUUACCAACUACCGUACAAUACUUGCUGUUAUACUCAUAACUGACUACUGGUACACAUGCAGUAGGAAUGUCAUUCGUAUGGCCCCAUUUGUCGCGGUUUACCUGACACAGGAAACGUGUCCAAAAAAAUCCACUUCGUCCAACAGACGGCAGUAGAGUGUUGAAUAUCUGAAAAUGCAUUUUGUGGCAAUUCCAAGUUUGACCACAGAGUGGCGCUUUCCAUCAUUUUCAGCAGACUGCAUUCCAAAAUGCACCUUUCUCUCGAGAAUGUGGCCAUACCAAUCCCUUCCCUUCUGUAAUAUUUUUUUUUUCCAGGGUGGAAUAAUUAAGAAGUACAAUAAUUUGUGAGAAUUUGUCAAAAUGUUACAUGCAGGCUGGAUUAUUAACUUUGAUAAUAAUAAUAUUCACUUAGCAAAUUCAAUUCAAACUCAUGUUCAGAUUUCUUGUUUUUAAAAAUAUUUCAAAACUCUAUGUAAAUAUUUAUAUGUGAAUAUAUAUAUAUAUAU